Molecule: messenger RNA, 459 nt
Organism: Penicillium nucicola
Lineage: Eukaryota; Fungi; Ascomycota; Eurotiomycetes; Eurotiales; Aspergillaceae
Product: BTB/POZ domain-containing protein
Exons: 2
Molecular function (GO): protein binding
Source: RefSeq, a predicted model, not a curated record
AUGGACAUUGUUUGGAAGCUUUUCAAGGACCUUCCACCUGACUAUACAUUACCUCCAGUCCCUACACUGAAUGCCCUCUCGAACGCCCUCUUUCCUUGCUAUCCCAUCUAUUGGCUCAGCAGAGACCACGGUAUGACCGAGCUAUCCAAGAAAAGCGCGAAGGAGUUUGCAACAUUCAUUCUCCCACUCUACUGUGGCCCGCACGUAAAAAUUCGGAUCGACUUCAGCGAUCACGAGUAUACAGUCUCUAAAGGUCUUCUCUGCGCCGAGUCGUCGUACUUCUCCGCAAUACUUGAGAAGCAGGAUCCCGGAUCUCAGCAGCAGACAGCGACUCUGAGCAAAGUGGAAGGCAUUGUCUCCAGACAAAGCGUCGAAGCCUUGAUCCAAUGGUUGUACCUUCGCAUGGUGAUAUUUGAUGUAGAAGACCCCGGAGAUCAGAUAUCAGCCGCCAUAGAGCUG